This is a messenger RNA of Penicillium malachiteum, 2283 nucleotides long. Its product is annotated as putative microtubule binding protein HOOK3. Gene Ontology annotation, molecular function: dynein light intermediate chain binding; microtubule binding. The transcript has 7 exons. The record is from RefSeq and is a predicted model, not a curated record. Lineage: Eukaryota; Fungi; Ascomycota; Eurotiomycetes; Eurotiales; Aspergillaceae. Gene Ontology annotation, cellular component: cytoplasm; centrosome. Bases 1 to 2283 code for a protein of 760 amino acids. Gene Ontology annotation, biological process: cytoskeleton-dependent intracellular transport; cytoplasmic microtubule organization.
AUGUCCGUGGAACACAACGUGACCAAGGUUCUGCUGGAAUGGAUCAACAGCUUUUCCCUCGGCAAAACACUCCGCGCCACGGAUGAAUUGACCGAUGGAAUCAUCCUAUGGGAGAUCCUCCAAGACAUCGAUCCACAAUACUUCCUCGACGAGAUCCCCGAGCGCAAUCCCGAUAAUCAUUGGGUCGCCAAAUGGCAAAACCUCAAGCAUAUCCAUAAGCUUCUGCUGAGCUAUAUUCGACACCAGAACGACGAUACCAUACCCUCGGGCCUCGACCCCUCCCCCAAUCUCGAAGCCAUCGCCGAGAAAGCAUCAUCGAAGGAAACGAACAAGUUGCUGAAACUGCUUCUUAUCGCCGCGAUUAGCUCCCCCAAUGCGGAGACAUACGUGCAGACACUCCAAGCCUUGAGCACAUCGACCCAGGAGGGGCUGAAAGAUAUUAUUGAAGAUGCACACAAUGGCCAGCACGAGCCCAUGGAUGCAGCUGACGAGUUGCGAGAGGACUUUGCAAAGCGAGACCACCCGGUGGAUAUAGAAUUGCAAUUCGAGGAACGCGUGGGAAAGGUGCUAGCGGAGAACGAUCGCCUAUCCCACGAGAAGAAGGAAUUGGAGAAGGCGUUGGAGGACCUGCAUAAUCGUCUGGCACGUCUGCAAGAAAACAACGACACUCUUCAGAAUCGUCUGGCUUCUACCGAGGAUCGCUUGGUGACCCUCAAGUCCGGUAAAGGCGAUCUGGGGUUCAACGCGAAGGCACUGGAGAGCAAAACAAGACAACAAGAUGAUCUGAUCGCGUCUCAGGAGGCGAAACUCACUGCUGCUCAGGAUGAAAUCGACAGUCUACGCAUGACGGUUGAGUCGCUGAAGGUCAAGAACCAACGGUACCAGAAGUUACAGGAUGACUAUGAUGAGCUCCGUACGGACAGAGAUCAGCUGGCGCGCAAGGCGAAUGCCGCUGAGAAGUAUCGUCAAAAGCUUCAAGCGAGUCAGGAUUUUGAGAAAGAGAACCAGACUCUGAAGAAUCAGAUCAAGGAUCUUCAGCAGCAGUUGAAGGAGACUGACUCGCAGCAGCGAUGGACAUCGGAGCGUGAUGUCGAGUUGGAGGAGUACCGAAAACUUCUCCCUCGUAUUGAGCAGGAGUGUAAUGAGAUUCAGAAUCUCAAGAAACAACUUGAGUUUAACAAUCACGCGCUGACUGAGCGACUUGAAAGUGCCGACGAGCAGCAUGAGAGAGACGAUGCUUUGAUCGGUGAACUGCGAGAACGUCUACGGGAGCUGGAAGGCCUACCUGGUAGUCCUUCGCCAGGUUCUGAAACACCGAAAAUGCAGGGGACGCUAUCCAAGGACUUUGAGUCGAUGAGCAUGAAGGAUUCUCAACUGAAAUCCGACACUGAUGAACUGAAGCGAGAGACAGAUGCGAAGGAGCCAUCAUCGGAGUCUCAAACAGAAGGAUUUUCUGAGAAUUUCAACACAUCCGUGCAACUUGCCCGUUCCAACUCCACGCAGAGUGAUGAAUAUUGGAAACUAUACGAGACCUAUACAACCACAUUGAAAAGACUCGCAGGGGUCCAGGAUAGCUUGGAAAACACUAAGAAGGAUCUCUCCGAGGCACAGACCCAGGUCAAUCUCAUCAGUACAGAGAAAGCCGACAUGCUCCGCGAGCUUGAAGAGCACGACUCAGCCGAGCUCACCAAACUGCGCGGUGACUGGGCGAGUCUCACACAGAAUAUUCACCAUCUCGAGGCCGAGGUAGAUGCUAGCCAAACCUUAGUUCGUGAAGUGUGUUCCGAGCGAGAGGAGCUACGCAAGAUGCUCGAAGAUAAGCAGAAUGAGAUCAGUGCCGAAGACCAGGAAGUUAUGAACGAGAUGCAGAUGCUCCUGGGUGAAUUUGAAAUUCAUAAUUCGGAAAGUGGUGAAGUACCGAAGAAGUCCAGCUUCGAGUUGCUGAAGCAGUGUGCUGGAGUCUUGGAGAAGAAUGUUGAGCGACUUGCUCAGCGUGCAGAGUAUAUUCAACAACAGAAUGAACUCAUCAAGUCACUCCGAGAGAGCAUGAAGGCCUACGAGGAGAACCUGGAUGAUGGUGUUCCUAAAGAACGUGAAAUUGAACUCCAAAAAAUCAUCGACGAUCAAGCUCGAGAACUCAGCCUCGUCAGCUCAGCAUGGUACCAUCUCCAAAGCCGAUGGCAGAACAACAACAUGACCAUCUCGCGGUAUCGACAAGGUGCCGGGAUGACAGAUCCACGAGGCUGGCUGGCGAGGCAACGAAGCGCGGUUGCUGGUCAAUAG